Setaria italica (foxtail millet) is the source of this 1659-nucleotide messenger RNA. Its product is annotated as transcription factor-like protein DPB. Gene Ontology annotation, biological process: regulation of cell cycle; regulation of transcription by RNA polymerase II. Gene Ontology annotation, cellular component: transcription regulator complex; nucleus. Bases 198 to 1361 code for a protein of 387 amino acids. Gene Ontology annotation, molecular function: RNA polymerase II transcription regulatory region sequence-specific DNA binding; DNA-binding transcription factor activity, RNA polymerase II-specific. The record is from RefSeq and is a predicted model, not a curated record. The transcript is spliced from 9 exons. NCBI's taxonomy places the organism in Eukaryota, Viridiplantae, Streptophyta, Magnoliopsida, Poales, Poaceae.
CGCAAACCAAAAGAAAAUCAGAAAAAAUUCGGGUUCCCGUGUCUGCCCGCUCUCCCGACGAUUUCCAUCUCUCCCUCCAUUUUGCCCCCCCCCUCCUCCUCCUCCUUGUCGCUUUAGGGUUUCUCCAGCUCUGCUCUCCGGCUCGCUCCCUCCCCAAUUCCGCGCCCCCGAUUCGGGCGCGGUCUCCCCGCGUCGUCAUGGUCUCCGGCGUCGCGGACAACCCGGACGGGGGCGGCGGCGCGCCGGGCGCCCAGCUCCCGCCGCCGCCUAUGGGGGCCCGGGCGGCACUUGGCACGCUGCCGGUCUCCGGUGGCGCUGCGCACUCCGCGUCUACUAGCGGGGGGAGCGCCGGCUCUCCGUCCAGCCGCAGCGAGCAGAACGCCCCCGACGGUGCUGGCAAAGGGGCGGCUCCGGGGUCUGCUGCUGCGGCGGUGGCGGCGUCCACGCCGGCCAGCGAGACCACGUUCCUCCGCCUGAAUAAUCUCGACAUCAACGGCGAUGAUGCGCCGUCGUCGCAGGCUCCUACGAGCAAGAAGAAAAAGAGGGGUGCACGGGCAGUUGGUCCUGAUAAAGGUAACCGGGGACUGCGCCAGUUCAGUAUGAAAGUUUGUGAGAAAGUUGAAAGUAAAGGCAGAACAACAUAUAAUGAGGUGGCAGAUGAACUUGUUGCUGAGUUUACAGAUCCCAAUAAUAAUAUUGAGGCACCAGAUCCUGAAAAUCCCAAUGCACAACAAUAUGAUGAGAAAAAUAUACGACGAAGAGUUUAUGACGCUUUAAAUGUUCUGAUGGCUAUGGACAUUAUAUCUAAAGAUAAAAAGGAGAUCCAGUGGAAGGGCUUGCCUCGGACUAGCAUAAGUGAUAUUGAAGAUUUGAAGAUGGAGCUUGUGGGGCUGAAAGGUAGGAUUGAGAAGAAAAGUGCUUACUUACAGGAGCUACAAGACCAAUAUGUAGGCCUGCAAAACCUGAUCCAGCGAAAUGAGCAAUUAUAUGGUUCAGGAAACACACCUUCUGGUGGAGUGGCUUUGCCAUUUAUCCUAGUACAGGUGAAUAAGACCCGUCCUCAUGCAACUGUGGAAGUCGAGAUAUCAGAAGAUAUGCAGUUGGUGCAUUUUGACUUCAAUAGCACCCCAUUUGAGUUGCACGAUGACUCAUAUGUCUUAAAAGAAAUGCGGUUCUGUGGAAGAGAACAACAUGACAGUGCUCAAGAGAUGAUCUCAAAUGGAGGUGAGGGCUCAAGCAUGUCAAAUAUUUAUUGGCAACAGGUACAGCAUCCAGGGCGGCCAAAUAAUGGCACAGUUGGUUUACCAAGCUCACCGCCUAUUCCAGGAAUACUGAAAGGGCGUGUGAAGCACGAGCACUAGCGCUAGGGCCUUUGUUCAUUGGCCUUGUUGCCUGGGCUGGUUGUUUUAUUGCAUCUCUUCAUUUUGUAAAGGGCCUGUAAAUUAUUGGAAGGGGAAGGUAGCUUGAUCUGAUUUAGUUCUGCACCAGAUUUCUAGAACGACAGGUGCCCUGAGUAAUCCUAACCGUCUUUAAAUCGGUUCCUUUUGUAUGGCUGAGAAAAGCAUUGACGUGUUGUAAUUUUGUAGAGCAUUGUAAAAUAGUUAACGUUUGAUUUGAAUGAAAUGGCAGCAGCUUGCGUGCUUUUGGGCACAAGAAUCU